Messenger RNA from Nothobranchius furzeri (turquoise killifish), 3795 nucleotides. RefSeq names its product multiple C2 domains, transmembrane 1b (gene mctp1b). Lineage: Eukaryota; Metazoa; Chordata; Actinopteri; Cyprinodontiformes; Nothobranchiidae. Gene Ontology annotation, molecular function: calcium ion binding. Gene Ontology annotation, cellular component: synaptic vesicle membrane. Gene Ontology annotation, biological process: regulation of neurotransmitter secretion. The record is from RefSeq and is a predicted model, not a curated record.
GACCGGCCCUGCGCUCCCGCCUGUCGCUGCUGGGGUCAUUAAUGUGUGUGCAGCUCUCAGAUCCGUGCAGCCGAACAUGCUUCUCGUUUAAGCGCGUUUUCCUGGGCGUGAUGCGGCUCUGUGCGGAUUUCUGAGUCGGAAAGAUGGAAAGGAGCGACGGGGACGAUGAGAGCUGCUCGUCCCAGCAGAACACGAUGUGGAAACAGCUCCAAGCCAAAGCCAAGCCGCUGCUCAGCCCCAAGGCAGGCGCCCGGGACCCGGACGACAAGAAGGAGCGGGGCGUGUGGAUGUUCAAGAAGAUGAAGAGGAAGAAAAACGUCGCCCUGGACCGGGUGAUCUCCUCGUCGCAGCCCGACCUGCUCUUCUCCUCACAGCUGGACGUGGAGGCGCAGGAAGCGGCUCAGCGCUGCGGCAAAGCGGCCGGGAGCGGCUCGGUUCUCGGUCGGGAGAAGAUGCUCUCGUCCGUUAAGCGCAGGUCAGCUGGCAUGGAUAAACCCACGGUGGCUCAGCUGGUGCAGUCCCACCACAAGAGCUCUUCACUGGGGUCCGCAUGCCUGGAGCGGCUGGCCGAGCCGCCGAGCGGCAGCGGUGGGGAGGAGGCUGCUGCAGCGGUGGAAACACAUCUGGAGAGAAAUCAGGAGCGCCCGGCAUUUGGUGCAUCGUGCUCCACGAGGGUCCCCGCUGAGCCGGAUGCCUCCAGCACAGGGAUGUACAGGCUGGAGAUUGAGCUGAAGAGAGGACAUGACCUGGCCAUCAGAGACAGAGGAGGCACCAGUGAUCCAUACGUCAAAUUCAAGCUGGGGGGUAAGGAGGUGUUCAGAAGUAAAACCAUCCACAAAAACCUGAACCCCGUGUGGGAUGAGAAGAUUACUCUAAUAGUUGAAAGUCUGAGUGAACCUCUGUAUGUAAAGGUGUUUGAUUAUGACUUCGGUCUUCAGGAUGACUUCAUGGGUUCCGCCUUCAUAUACCUGGAGUCGCUGGAGCAGCAAAGAACAAUACCUGUGACCCUGGAGCUGAAGGACCCUCAGCACCAGCAUCAGAACCUUGGUUCUCUGGAGUUGGCCAUCACUCUGACUCCGAAGAACAGCCCCAUCGAGGAACAGAGAGACACAACUACCAUGCUGCUGCGGAGGUCCUGGAAACGAUCCACCAAGCAGCAGUCGAUGCGUCUCUCCGAGGUGCAUCGGAAGGCUCAGCUCUGGAGAGGGAUUGUCAGCAUCGCGCUGAUCGAAGGCCGAAACCUCAUACCCAUGGACCCCAAUGGUCUGAGCGACCCAUACGUUAAGUUCAGGCUGGGGCCACAGAAGUACAAGAGCAAGACGGUGCCAAAGACCCUGAGUCCUCAGUGGAGGGAGCAGUUUGACCUGCAUCUUUAUGAGGAGACAGGAGGGGUGCUGGAGAUCACGGUGUGGGACAAAGACACUGGCAGGAGAGACGACUUCAUUGGACGCUGCCAGCUAGACCUCUCCACUCUGGUCAAAGAGAAGACCCAUCACUUGGAGCUGCCGCUGGAGGGUGCCCGAGGCUUUGUGGUUGUGCUGGUCACACUGACCGCCUCGGCUGCGGUCUCCAUCUCUGACCUGUCCGUCACACCGCUGGGUGACCCACUAGAGCGUCAGCAGAUCAACAAACGAUAUGGUGUGAGCAAGUCAUUCUUUAACUUAAAAGACGUGGGCAUCGUGCAGGUGAAGGUGCUGAGAGCAGAAGGACUCAUGGCAGCUGAUGUAACUGGUAAAAGUGAUCCGUUCUGUGUGCUGGAGCUGAAUAACGAUAGGCUGCAGACACACACUGUUUACAAGAACCUCAAUCCAGAGUGGAACAAAGUCUUCACCUUUAAUGUGAAAGACAUUCACUCUGUCCUGGAGGUGACGGUGUUUGAUGAAGACAGAGACAGAAGUGCAGACUUCCUGGGAAAAGUGGCCAUUCCGCUAUUAAAUGUCCAUAAUGGUGAGCAGAGGGCGUACCUCCUGAAGAACAAGGACCUGACAGGACCCACCAAAGGACACAUCUACCUGGAUAUCGAAGUCAUUUACAACACCGUAAAAGCUGCUUUGAAGACAAUUGUCCCUGCUGAGAGAAAAUACUUAGAGGAAGAACCAAAAGUCUCCAAGCAGUUGCUGCAGCAGAACUUUAACCGGGUGAAGCGGUGCAUCAUGGUCCUCUACAGCUACGUCACCUACAUCAACAGCUGCUUUGAGUGGGAGUCUGCACAGAGGAGCAUCAUCUCCUUUAUUCUGUUUGUACUGGUGGUGUGGAACUUCGAGCUCUACAUGCUGCCGCUGGCUUUGGUUCUGCUGCUGGUCUGGAACUAUGUCUUCUCAUCGAGCAGAGGAAUGACUGACAUGUCUAUGGAAGCCAUGUUUGAAUGGGAGGAUGAAGAGGAGGACAAAGAAGACAAGGACUCAGAGCCCAAAGGCUUCAUGGAUAAACUGUACGCCAUCCAGGACGUGUUCAUCAGCGUUCAGAGCGCCCUGGAUGAGGUGGCGUCAUUUGGAGAGAGGAUGAAGAACACCUUUAACUGGACAGUGCCUUUUCUCAGCUGGCUGGCGAUCACCGCCUUCUGUUUGGUCACUCUGCUUCUCUACCUCAUACCUCUACGGUACCUCGUGCUCGCAUGGGGUGUGAAUAAGUUCACCAAGAAGCUUCGAGAUCCCUACAUGAUCGACAACAAUGAGCUUCUUGACUUCCUGUCCAGAGUGCCGUCUGACGUCCAGGUGAUGCAGUAUCGUGAGCUGAAGAUGGAUCCCGGACAAAGCCCCAACAAACGCAGGCGAGCCAACCAGAGCUAGCUGUAAACAUUUACCUGUAAACUAUGUAAACUAUCUUACAUGCUGUAUUUCUUGUAUAUUUUGAAGAGUUACUUUAUUUUCUGUUGCUUUUUUGUGGACAGACUGAUUUAUUUUCUAAAACUUUCAAAGAAGGAAAGAGCAUGAUAUUUUUUAACUGUUUUAUUUCUUGUAUAAACUCAGACUACACUCAUUUUAGGAUAACGAGUGUGAUGAAUGUAACACGUGAUGUCUGCAUGUUGCAUGGAACUGGAGCAUCUCUAGGUCAAGGCUUUUAUUUACUUUCAACUAUUUUGUGCUUUUUCAACUGGAUGUGAUGUUUGUGUCUCACUAUUUUUAUAAACAAGGCUGCAUGGUAACUCUGUCGAUAUGGUGGCACAACGCGCACACACAGACACACACACACACAUAACUCUGCCUGCUAGAGUUACAUUCUGUUUCUUUAUAUUCUUUGUGGCUAAAAAAAGCAUCAGUUUGAUCAGAGGAACAAAUCAUAGAGACGAUCCACGUAUAAAUCAGACUUUAUAGGGGAAAUUUUACUUUUAUAGAAGUACAAAACCCUCCAGUUAUAGAGCUGUUCAUUUUACAGACUUUUACAAUAUCAGAACAGGAAAUUGUAAUUUGUUUGUUUAUAUUUUUCUUACCAGUUAAAAAUUGUGAAAACCAUUUUACCAUAAUACCACAUUUCUUUUAUUGGAUGAAUUAAAUAUUAGCAAAAUAUACAAUAAAAGCCCUUAAUUUAAUGCAUUUAGCAUUCAGAUGUUCAGACAGUUAACAUUUUUAGAGAAUAAACCAAAGAAAAUUGGCUCCAUUUAAAUCAGACCUGCACCAAGAAUCACAUUAGCUCCAAAUAUUUCUUUUUGUCUAUUCCCUUUACAUGUUGAUUAUUUUAUCUCUGUCAAAGUAGCUGUAUAUAUACACUCAACAAAAAUAUAAACGCAACACCUUUGUUUCUGCUUCGAUUUUCCAUGAGAUGGACUUAAAGAUCUAAAAUUCAUUCCAGAUACAC